UCAUCAGAACAUAGAUUCCUUGAGGCGUAAUUCAAUAAUAUAUAUAUGUAAUAUGUAACUUGUUACAUUUCACUUGAGUAACUCCAUAUCCAACGACCUUCUCUUAAAAAAUGGGUUCUGAAACUCCUCUCCUUCCUCUUCAUCUCCCGGUCAUCGAUUUCUCAAACCAAAACCUGAAACCAGGAGAGCCCCAAUGGGACUUAACCAAAGCUGAUGUCUAUAAAGCUCUUCAAGACUACGGCUGUUUCGAGGCUUCUUUCGAUAAAGUUCCUAUCGAGUUACGAAAAUCUAUUUUCAAGGCCUUGGAAGAGCUUUUCGACUUACCUUUACAGACCAAAUUGAGAAACGUCUCCAAGAAACCUUUCCAUGGAUACGUUGGUCAAUACCCAAUGGUGCCACUGUACGAGAGCAUGGGCAUUGAUGACUCUGAUGUUGUAGACAAAGUUGAAGCCUUUACUGAAAAGCUAUGGCCUCAAGGCAACAACAGCUUCAGCGCAACGAUCCAUUCGUUUUCAAAGAAGUUAUCAGAGCUAGACAUAACUAUAAGAAGAAUGAUCAUGGAGAGCUUUGGACUCGUGAAGUACAUCGAUGAACAUCUUCAGUCAACGAACUACCUCCUUCGAGUUAUGAAGUACACAGGACCUGAUACAGAAGAGACCAAACUAGGGCUAAACGCUCAUACCGACAAAAACAUUGUCACUAUACUUUACCAAAACCAUGUUGAAGGUCUUGAGGUGCAGACCAAAGACAAGAACUGGAUCAAUGUGAAGCCAUCAGAAGACUCUUUCAUCGUCAUGAUAGGAGAUUCUCUCCAUGCAUUGCUGAAUGGUCGAUUACACUCUCCAUAUCACCGUGUCAUGAUGACUGGAACAGAGACGAGAUACUCCCUCGGGCUGUUCUCGAUUCCGAAAGCAGGACAUAUAGUGAGUUCACCAGAUGAGCUCGUGGACGAAGAGCAUCCUCGACUCUUUAAGCCCUUUGAUCAUGUUGAAUUCCUUAAAUUCUACUACACAGAAGCUGGACAAAGAUCUCAAUCUGCUCUCAAAACUUACUGUGGAAUGUAAAGACAAUAAAACCUCUCUUGUUUGCUUGCUUCCAGAACGUCCUUUUACAUCAAUAAAGUAUUUUCAUUUGACUA
Messenger RNA from Brassica napus (rape), 1138 nucleotides. Its product is annotated as probable 2-oxoglutarate-dependent dioxygenase AOP1. The coding region runs from base 111 to 1064 and encodes 317 amino acids. Gene Ontology annotation, molecular function: dioxygenase activity. The transcript is spliced from 3 exons. The record is from RefSeq and is a predicted model, not a curated record. Lineage: Eukaryota; Viridiplantae; Streptophyta; Magnoliopsida; Brassicales; Brassicaceae.